CGUCACCUGAUUCUCUACCAUAUAUGGUUAGUUUUAAAUUUCAGUUAAAAUCUGGGUUUUGGGAAAUAUCUAAUUUAGUCUCAUUUACGUUCAAAAAUGUUAUCUUCGGCGAUUUGGUCUCGUGCAUUACGACCUACCCGUUCUCUUUUACAUACAAAAGCGAUAAAGCUGCGGGCCACUUCCUCUAUAAAAUUAGGUUACCCCGUUGUUCCAUCUCUUGGUGCUAUUCGUAACAAAGUCACCGCUGUAAACUCUUCAUAUCCUCAAGCUUCAGUAUCUCCCAAUGACGUUUUUCUUCAAGGGAACGCUGCAAGUUAUAUUGAAGAAAUGUAUGAAGCUUGGCUGAAAGAUCCCUCUUCAGUUCACUUGUCAUGGCAGGUAUAUUUUAAGAAUAUACAGUCUGGUGUGAACCCUAGAGUGGCUUAUCAACCUCCACCGACAAUUGUUCCUCUAACUGGGAUGCCUGUACCCUUAGAUGUUUCCGGCUCAUAUGAUGUUACCGAUCAUAUGAAAGUUCAAUUAUUAGUAAGAGCAUAUCAAGUUCGUGGUCAUCAUAUCGCAAAGUUGGAUCCUUUAGGGAUUUUGAAUCCAGAUUUAGAUGGUAGCAUUCCGAAGGAACUUGAUCCGAAACAUUAUGGCUUCACAGAGAAAGAUUUAGAUAGAGAAUUUUCGCUUGGUCCUGGUAUAUUACCUGCAUUUGCUCAGACUGGUAAAAAAAAGACACUUAGAGAAAUAGUGGGCAUAUGCAGACAAAUAUACAGUGGUACAAUCGGUAUUGAGUAUAUCCAUAUUCCUGAUCGAGCUCAAUGCGAUUGGAUUCGAUCUAAAGUAGAAAUUCCAAAGCCAUAUGAUUACACAACAGAAGAAAAACAUAUGAUUUUAGAUCGAUUAACAUGGGGCGAUUCAUUUGAACGGUUUGUUGCUACAAAGUAUCCAAAUGAAAAGAGAUUUGGUUUGGAGGGCUGUGAAAGUUUAAUUCCAGGAAUGAAAGCUUUGAUUGAUCAAUCUGUCGAGCUUGGUAUAGAUUCAAUAGUACUUGGAAUGCCUCAUCGUGGACGUCUUAAUGUCUUAAGCAAUGUAGUCCGUAAACCAAAUGAAUCAAUCUUUUGUGAAUUCAGUGGUUCAGUCGAACCAUCAGAUGAAGGAUCUGGUGAUGUGAAAUAUCAUUUGGGUAUGAAUUAUGACCGACCUACUCCUUCCGGCAAGCGUGUACAUCUUUCUUUAGCUGCAAAUCCAUCCCAUUUGGAAGCAGUCGAUCCUGUUGUACUUGGCAAAACUCGUGCGCUUCAACACUAUUCACAUGAUGAAAAGGACCGUCAUCAUUCAAUGGCUUUAUUACUACAUGGUGAUGCUGCUUUUGCAGCUCAAGGAGUUGUAUAUGAAACGAUAGGUUUCCACGAUCUACCAAAUUAUACAACAGGUGGUACUGUUCAUUUAGUUGUCAACAACCAAAUUGGUUUCACUACAGAUCCUCGAUUUGCUCGUUCAACUCCAUACUGCUCAGACGUGGCUAAAGUAGUAAAUGCUCCUAUCUUUCAUGUUAAUGGUGAUGACGUAGAAGCAGUAAAUUUUGUGUGUCAACUUGCCGCUGAAUGGAGACAGACAUUUAAAAAGGAUGUUGUUAUUGAUAUCGUUUGCUACCGCAAAUACGGUCAUAAUGAAGUUGAUCAACCCAGUUUUACUCAACCUAGAAUGUACCAACAAAUAGCUAAACAAACACCAAUUCUUGAAAAAUAUGUACAAAAGUUAUUGAAAGAUGGCACUUUUACUAAGGAGGACAUUGAAAAGCAUAAGAAACGGGUUUGGAAUAUAUUAGAAGAAAACUAUCAAAAAAGCAAAGAUUAUGUACCAACAAGUCGUGAGUGGUUAUCUAGUUCUUGGAAUGGUUUUAAAUCACCAAAGGAGCUUGCCGAAGAAAUUACACCAGCAUAUCCAACUGGUUCAUCUUACGAGCUCCUUCAACAUGUUGGUGAGGUUAUUAGUUCAUAUCCAAAAGGUUUUAAUGUACAUUCGGGUUUAGUUAGAAUUCUUAAGGCUCGUGCUAAAGCUAUCAACGAAGGACAAGGAAUUGACUGGCCCACUGCCGAGGGUCUUGCAUUUGGUUCAUUACUUCUUGAAGGUAAACAUGUUCGUUUAUCAGGUCAAGACGUUGAGCGUGGAACUUUUUCACAACGUCAUGCAGUACUUCAUGAUCAAGUAAAUGAAACACAAUAUGUACCAUUAAACGAUUUAAGACCUUUUCAAGCUAAAUUUUCUGUUUGUAAUUCUUCUCUUUCGGAAUUUGGUUUUCUUGGUUUUGAAUAUGGAUAUUCUCUAGUUAACCCUAAUUCUCUUUUUUUUUGGGAAGUACAAUUUGGUGAUUUUUUCAAUAAUUCUCAAUGUAUAAUUGACCAAUUCAUAGCUUCUGGUGAAAUAAAAUGGUUACAUCGUACUGGAUUGGUUGUUUUAUUACCACAUGGUUAUGAUGGUCAAGGACCUGAACAUUCUAGUGGACGUUUGGAACGUUUCCUCCAAUUAUGUUAUGAUCAUCCAUAUGUUUAUCCUCCUCCUGAAAAAAUGGCUCGUCAACAUCAGGAUUGUAAUUUGCAAAUAAUAAAUGUUACAACUCCUGCAAAUUAUUUUCAUGUUUUUAGUAGUCAAAUUCAUCGUGAUUUUAGGAAACCACUUAUUGCUUUUACGUCAAAGAGUCUUCUUCGUCAUCCAAUGGCUCGUUCUUCUCUUGCUGAUAUGACUGGGGACACAACUUUUAUUCGUUUUAUACCAGAUCCACAUCCUGAAACAUUAGCAUCACCUGAAAAAAUAACACGGCAUAUUUUAUGUUCUGGACAAGUUUACUAUGCCCUACUUAGAGCUCGUGAACAGAAUAAAAUGGAUCAUGUUGCCAUUUCUAGAUUAGAACAAAUAUGCCCUUUUCCAUACGAUUUGUUAUCUCAACAUAUUGAUAAAUAUCCAAAUGCUGAACUUAUAUGGGCACAGGAAGAACCAUUGAAUGGAGGUGCAUGGACCUAUGUUGCACCAAGAAUUCGAACUUUAAUGAACCAUUCAGAACGUCAUGAAGGUAGAGCCGCUAAACCUGCAACCCGUUUACCUUCAGCAUCUCCGGCUACUGGUAACAAGAAACAACAUAUUCAAGAAGAACAUGAUUUAUUAUCUCAAGCAUUAAUUGGUCAAAUAGUCAAACCCAAAGAAAUUGUGUCUGGAGUACCAGUCUGGGAAUAAAAAAACAUUAAUUAAAUUUAUGUACUAUUAUCUGAUUUAUUUAUUGUAUAGUAACGAUUAAAAUAAAGAUUAUAUAAGAUUUAAAAAAAGAAUACUGUAUAUACAUAAAAAAAAAAUUUUUUACUAAAAUAAUCCCAAGUUUAAACUUAAAAAACCCAUA
Messenger RNA from Rhizophagus irregularis DAOM 181602=DAOM 197198, 3379 nucleotides. RefSeq lists its product as uncharacterized. Gene Ontology annotation, molecular function: thiamine pyrophosphate binding; oxoglutarate dehydrogenase (succinyl-transferring) activity. NCBI's taxonomy places the organism in Eukaryota, Fungi, Glomeromycota, Glomeromycetes, Glomerales, Glomeraceae. Gene Ontology annotation, biological process: tricarboxylic acid cycle. Gene Ontology annotation, cellular component: mitochondrion; oxoglutarate dehydrogenase complex. The record is from RefSeq and is a predicted model, not a curated record.